Exophiala viscosa is the source of this 1756-nucleotide messenger RNA. RefSeq lists its product as uncharacterized. The record is from RefSeq and is a predicted model, not a curated record. The transcript has a single exon. NCBI's taxonomy places the organism in Eukaryota, Fungi, Ascomycota, Eurotiomycetes, Chaetothyriales, Herpotrichiellaceae. Bases 269 to 1594 code for a protein of 441 amino acids. Gene Ontology annotation, biological process: protein sumoylation; protein ubiquitination; double-strand break repair via homologous recombination. Gene Ontology annotation, molecular function: SUMO ligase activity; zinc ion binding; ubiquitin-protein transferase activity. Gene Ontology annotation, cellular component: nucleus; Smc5-Smc6 complex.
CCAAGACAUAUCGGCGUGCCAAGUUACAACACAUUCCCGCUGUUUAGGAUGAUUUCAAAAGACGGCACCAUUCCAUAAUGACGGAUCGAAUGACGGAUCGAAUGACGUCGGCAUAUCUUUCACCGUCUCCACAAGUUCCACCUGUUAACGCGUCUCCAUUAAACGCGUUCAGACGCAUCGCAUUUUGACCAUCUCGACAGGCGACACUGCUGCAACAUCAUAUGCACACCACAUCCUAGUCCAUACACAGUCCGAAUAAGUCUGAGUCAUGCCAUCGAUAGCUUUCGAAUCCCAGCCUCUCAAAGCGCCGCUCAACGACACUGCUCUCCGAUUGCUAGGCGAGCUCACAACCGACAAGACCCGUACCACAAAACUCGCCAAACUCCUCAAAGAUGCAGCCCAGCAUCUGACCGAGACCGUGGGAGAUGUUCGUGAGACCGCGCACGAUCGGACAGAACGCUACGAAAGAGAACGGAGACGCCGAAAGGAUAACGAUGACGAGAAUGACGUUGCCGAACAAGCACACGAGGAAUUCCAAAAGGAAGUCGAAACUCUUACAAACAAGAUGGACACGAGCAUCCGCGCCAUAGUCGACGACCAGAUCUGGCUCGAGGACCUGCCAAACGUCCUGAAGACAGCAUUCGACAAGGCCGCAAGAGCAUCGCAACGCGCAGAACAAUCCGGAGGUACUCAAAUGUCGCAGUCCACCCGACAUACCGUUAGCGACGACGAGGACGAAAACCAAGACGAAGAAGACGAAGAAGACGAAGAGCCAACCAACGGUCGCACCCGCUCUACCCAGACCGCGCCUGCAUCAUCAAACACACCACACGCUCUCCUCUCUUCAGCCCUACAAAAGCAACAAAAGACCUGGUCCACCAGAACACCGACCGAGAAAUACGCCCACAACAACACCUACACCGGCUUCAAACGCAACUGGUUCGAAGGCGACCACCCAGGCGACGAGAAACCCCCCAUGCCCGCCCCAGGACUAUGGUUCGCCGCGGAAGAAGGCCGAGAAGUCAUAUCAUCAUCGCAACGACACCGACACGGCACCUCAGCUGAAGCCGAUAACGACGACAACACCAGUGGCAGCGAGGUCGAAAUCGCCAGCGAGAGAACCCGACUGAAAUGUCCCAUCACGUUCCUCUCCUUCAAAGACCCCGUAUCCUCCGACAAAUGCGGACACUCGUACGAGCGCUUCGCCAUCCUAGACAUGCUGAAGGCCUCGCAAGACAGACCAAAACAAGUCCGCUGUCCAGAAUGCAACGUCCCCAUGACGGAAGACGAUCUGCAGCCCAACCCCUCGCUGAAGCGACGCGUGCAACGACUCCUCGCGCACGCCGCGAAGAAAAGAGCCCGCGGAGGAGAGGCGGCUACAAGCGAGGUCGAUGGAGACGAGGACGACGAGGUCCGCGAUGCAGGCACGCACAGACGACCAGUCGGUCUGGGAAGUAGUCCUGUUCCAGCCUCCACCGGCAAGAAUAGGAGAAAUGUCAAGGCAGAAAGGGCGUCAGGGAGUCGGCCUGGGACUGCGCAGACGGAGUCGUCAACAUCGGGGAUCCUGGAUGUCGAGGACGAUGAUCUUGCUUGAGUCUGAGUUGAUACCAGACAAAGAUGCCUGUCGGCUGUAUGAUGCCAGGGCAGUGCACAAUAAAGCUAAGAUAUUGAGUACGGCAUCUUGACUAGCAUUCGAUAUGGACAGAAAUGAUAGCGCACAUCCAACACCGCACCUAUUUUUUGGAUCUACAAACUA